Molecule: messenger RNA, 1368 nt
Organism: Spodoptera littoralis (African cotton leafworm)
Lineage: Eukaryota; Metazoa; Arthropoda; Insecta; Lepidoptera; Noctuidae
Source: the annotation of a GenBank genome assembly
AUGUGUGCGAUAGAGGAGCCAUGGUUGUUUUCCAAUAUAGUCACCACAUUGGAAAUGAUCGAAUCUUCUCACAAUGUGCAACUGAUGUCCGCGGUGAGUGGCGAGCCGAUGCUGCGCCGUGUGAAGCAGGAGACAGAGCCACCGCCACAUUACUCGCCACCAGAACCCCAGCCACCUCAUCCACAGCCGCUGCACCCUCGCACUAUGCCCAUGAUGCAGCCCGAGUUGGAAUUGGAGAGUAAGGAGGACGUCAAAUUCUGCGUGUCUCCCGGAGACGGAACUAUUGUGGGCAACACAAGCCCUGAACAGCAGCACUGUUCCUCAACCACUGCUGCUGCAGCCAGUGGAGCAAGGGAUGAUGAGGCACCAAGGAGGGUCUGCCUCGUCUGCGGAGACACUGCCUCAGGGUUCCACUACGGAGUUGCCAGCUGUGAGGCCUGCAAAGCGUUUUUCAAGAGGACUAUUCAGGGCAACAUAGAAUACACGUGUCCUGCGUCAAAUGAGUGUGAGAUCAACAAGAGGCGGCGAAAGGCGUGCCAAGCAUGUCGGUUCCGCAAGUGUUUGCGCACGGGCAUGCUGCGGGAGGGGGUGAGGCUCGACCGCGUGAGGGGGGGACGGCAGAAGUACAGGAGGGCACCUGACGCACCCGCCCUAGCUCAGCCCAGGCCACAACUUGAUGAUAUUAAGGUCUUAGAAGCUCUGAAUUCAUACGAGCCGGAGUUGCUGACAUGCUCAGCGGUUCCAGCGAGUGUCACGGACCCCACAGCCAAGACCCUGGCGAUGUUAGCAGACUUAUAUGACAAGGAACUGGUCGGAGUCAUCGGAUGGGCCAAGCAGAUCCCUGGGUUCACUGAACUACAACUUAAUGAUCAGAUGCGUCUCCUCCAAAGCACAUGGGCGGAGAUGUUGUCCCUGAUGUUGGCAUACCGGUCCAUGUCCGGCGGCAGUCCACUGCGGCUUCGUUUCGCCACAGACCUCGCUCUAGAUGAGCAGCAGGCCAGGGAGAUUGGGGCACAUGAUUUGUUCACACAGAUAGCAGGCGUGGCGAAGAGGUUGGAGCGUGCAGCAGCGUUGCGCGAGGAGUGCUAUUUACUGAAGGCGCUCGCUCUCGCCAACUCUGAAGCAAGGAUCGACGAGCACGCCGCACUGCGCCGGUUCAGGGACUCUAUACUCGCCGCGCUUAAUGAUGCUGUGUCUGCACUCAGGCCUUACAACGGUAACUCGGCCCUGCAACAGCUGCUGCUCGUCCUGCCGGCGCUGCGGCUGGCCGACGUGGCCGUGCGCCGCUUCUGGGCCGGGGUACACCGGGAGCGACGCGCGCCAAUGAACAAACUGUUCGUGGAGAUGCUGGAGGCAUGUCUGCGGUAG